This is a messenger RNA of Vespa mandarinia (Asian giant hornet), 2300 nucleotides long. RefSeq lists its product as uncharacterized. NCBI's taxonomy places the organism in Eukaryota, Metazoa, Arthropoda, Insecta, Hymenoptera, Vespidae. The record is from RefSeq and is a predicted model, not a curated record.
AAUAAUAAUAAUAAUAAUAAUAAUAAUAACAACAACAAUAAUAAUAAUAAUAAUAAUAAUAAUAAUAACAAUAGUAAUACUAAUAAAGAAUAAUUAUGAGUAGAAGUAAAAAAUCGACGAUAUCGCAUAAAUUGGAAGAAAAUAAAGAUAAGUUUCAAAAGCCGAUAGAACAAGAAGAUCAUGAUAAUUCUUUAUUGUCAAUGGAAAAUAAACAGAAUGAAAUCAAUAAGAAUAGUCCAAUAAGAAAUUCAAAUGACAUUGUUGAUCGUCCAGGUCACAGUACACCAUUUCAGAAAAAACAUCUUACAGAUAGUACAGAAGAUUCUCCUGAACCUGAUUAUCAUUGUAGCCCAAUAUCAGUUCCUUGUACACAAGAUGGCAAUGAAGUUGCUUGGGAUUGGCAAAAUUCUACCAAAUCUUUAUCUGUUAAGAGUAAAAAUGAAAAUGGUCAUCUUGCUACACCUAAACAGACAAGAAUACUUCAAAAGAAGCGUAAUUCCAAUUCUCCUUUGUUACAUAAACCUUUAAGAAGGAGAUUAGUAAAAGCAGACAAUAUAGAAAGUAUUGGAAAGUUUGCUGCAGAAUUAAAAGCAUUGACUGAAAAAAUGAAAACUAUACAGCGUAAUGAUGAGGAUUAUAUAGAAAAUGAUAUCGAUAAUAAGGAUAAAGUAGAAAAUCAUCAAGGAAAAGAUGAAUCAGAUGUACUAAUUGUAUUGGAAGAAAAUAUUUCUGACAAUAAAAUAAGCACAAGUUUUGAAGAAUUAUUUGAUGAAUCAAUUGAAGAUUCAAUGGUGAAAUGUAGUCAAGAAAUAGAGGAAAAAUUUAAUCUGUGUAUAAAUAAAAAAAAUAAUACAAUUGACUUAUCGAAUGGAAGUAGAGAGAAAGAUACAUCUGUUACAAAAGAAAAAAUUAAAAGUGCAAAUAGUUCGAGUGAAAAUUCAAAGAGCUCUCUUUUUUCUCAAAAUUCUUUGAUUUUAAAUGUUAGUAGUUUCUGUAAAACAUAUUCUAAGAAUACACCUAAUUGUAAGAAAAACAUAGAUACAGAUGUAAAAAGAUUAGAAAUGAAAGAAGAUAUCAAAAAACAAUCUCCUUUAAAUAACAAUAUUAUAAAUACUCAUAAUGGGGAUCUACAAAAUUGGAAAAAUUCAGUAAAAAAUAAUAGUUCCGAAUUAUUUGAGAUUCCAGAUGAUUCUUUUGAUGACUGUUUAGCUACUUGUAUAGAAGAUGAAAAAUUAUUAUCUGAAACAACAGAAUAUGAUGAUAUUUUUCCAGACUCAGAAUUUACGUCACAUAAAAAUGAAAAAAAUUAUAAACAUCCUAAUUCAAUGAACAAAAACAUGACUAAAAAUAUAACAAAAUCAAAUAAUGCUAGCUAUAAUUCCAGCAGUUGUUGUUUUAAUCAGUCUUCUAUGGAUAGUUCGAAUAAACUUGUUAAUAAUUCUGCUGUCAAUAAUAAUGUAACAGAAAGAAGAAAAUUUUUUAAAACUAGAAGUUUAUCGGAUUCGUAUUUUGGACAAGAAAAAACUACAAGUAUAAAUAUAAAGCCUAGUACAUCUAAUUCACGUCAAAUAAUAAAACACUCUUCUUCUUCAAAUUUGCCAUCUAAAUUAUAUGUAAAUACUAGUGGUAGAAAUACAACAAAUGGAAACGUAAAUGCAAAUAAAAAUAUUAAAUCAAUAAGUGACAAGGAAAGCCUGCAUGCACUUAAUACUAGUAAAAUUAUAUUAAGAGACUCUGCGAUCAAAAGUACAAAGGAUUCACAGACUGCAUUGUGUACGCCUGAAGAAAUAGAAAAAAAACGUUUAGAAGCAAAAAUGAGAUUGGAAGCAAAAAGAAAAAUGCAGAUAAAUGUAAAAUCAACCAUAACUUCAGAAAUACCAUCAAAGAGGGUACAAAGGUGAAAUAAUGUUUCUUUUUAUAAAUUUUGGACUUUUAAUCUAUCUUCAGUUAAUACUUUGCAAAUUUGUUAUCAAAUUGCAUAGUAAAUUAAGUUCUAUGAAACUACAGUGCAAAUAAAUAGCAGAUAGAAAUGACAAUUUUGCAUCUUACCUUUACAAAGUAUUUGAGUUAAACAAAUGAAGAAUAUUUUAACUAUUGUGUUAUAGCCUUUGUUUGUUGUAUUUAUGAAGGGUUAAAUUAAUUUUAUUGUUAAUAACUCAUAUUCAAACAUUGAAUUUCGUCAAACCACAUGCAUAUAUAUAUAUAUAUUAAUAUUCAUAUUAGAUAAGAGUGUAUAUUUAUAUUGUAUUAUUGAAAGAAAAAUGUUAUUAAUAUAUAUCUUAAGUCAGUGACUUAAGUGU